AUGAUUCGACUGGUGAAAUUUAAAGGUGUCACUCCACCGAAUGGUCGUGAACACUUCAUCGCUGCCGCAUUCCCGUCGGCAUGCGGUAAAACGAAUUUGGCAAUGCUUGAACCAACUCUACCUGGUUGGAAAGUGAGAUGUGUUGGUGAUGACAUAGCGUGGAUGCGAUUUGCUCCCGACGGAAAAUUGCACGGUAUUAAUCCGGAAUGUGGCUUCUUUGGUGUUGCACCCGGAACGUCGAUGAAGACGAAUCCAAUGGCGAUGAUGACGUUCCAAAAGAAUUCAAUAUUCACGAAUGUCGCCGAAACUGAGCACGGUGAAUACUAUUGGGAGGGACUCGAGGACGAAAUCAAGAAAUGGCACAUUGGUGAUCCAAAUGGACCAGCAGCACAUCCAAAUUCACGAUUUGCCGCUCCAGCCGGUCAAUGCCCAAUCAUCCAUCCAGCAUGGGAGUCACCUGAUGGAGUGCCCAUUGAGGCAUUCAUCUUUGGUGGACGAAGGCCAGAAGGUGUACCACUCGUCUACGAAACGUUCUCGUGGCUUCACGGAGUGUUCGUUGGAGCAUGCCUCAAGUCUGAGACAACUGCGGCAGCGGAGUUCAAAGGUAAAAGUGUUAUGCAUGAUCCGAUGGCAAUGCGACCGUUCAUGGGCUAUAACUUCGGUAAAUAUCUCCAGCACUGGAUCAGUUUGGAUAAACCACCACAUAAGGUGCCAAAAAUAUUCCACGUUAACUGGUUCCGCAAGAGCGCAGAUGGUAAAUUCCUCUGGCCCGGAUUCGGUGACAAUAUUCGUGUGUUGGAUUGGGUUAUCAAGAGACUCGAUGGUGUCCAGGGUACCGGGAAAAACACCGCUAUUGGUGUGGUACCAACUGAAGGUUCCAUUAACUUGAGCGGUCUUAAAGGAGUGAAAUUGGAUGAACUGAUGAGUGUACCGAAAGAUUAUUGGGUCGAUGAUGCGAAGGAAGUGCGACAUUUCAUUGAAGAACAGAUUGGACCCGAUCUUCCAAAGGAGAUUCGUGCGGAGAUGGAGGCGCAGGAGAAGCGAAUUGCCUCACUUUGA
Molecule: messenger RNA, 1059 nt
Organism: Anisakis simplex (herring worm)
Lineage: Eukaryota; Metazoa; Nematoda; Chromadorea; Rhabditida; Anisakidae
Source: the annotation of a GenBank genome assembly